AUGUCGCCGGAAAGUGACAUCACGAUGCCAUCUCCGGCAUCUUUCCGUCUCCGGUGGGAUGUGUUCCUGAGCUUCCGCGGCUCCGACACCAGGGAGGCCUUCACGGAGGACCUCCACGGCGCUCUCGAAGCCGCUGGCGUACGCGCCUUCAUCGACAACGAAGGAUUACAGCGUGGCGACUCGAUCUCGCCGAGUCUGGUGGAAGCAAUCGCGGAUUCCGCGGCCGCCAUUGUUAUUCUCUCGCCCGACUACGCUUCCUCGCACUGGUGCCUUGAGGAGCUGGCGAAGAUCUGCGAGUGCGGUUGGAAGCUGGUGCUGCCCGUUUUCUACCGGGUUGACCCGUCUCAUGUCCGAAAACAGAAGGGACCUUUCGAGAAGGCGUUUCGGUUGCACGAAGAGAGUGAGAGGUUUAGGAAUAAGGUUGCCAGUUGGAGGAGUGCUAUGAACAAAGUUGGUGGAAUUGCUGGUUGGGUUUUUGGUGAUCAUAAUAGCAACAAGGAUCAGUUAAUUCGAGUUUUGGUGCAAACGGUUUUGAAGCAGAUGAGGAAUACUCCAUUGACAGUGGCACAGUAUACAGUUGGGCUUGAUGACAGAGUUGCAGAGUUAAGGAAGUUAGUUGACGUAAGAUCCAGUGAUGUCAAAGUGAUAGGAUUGUAUGGAAUGGGAGGGGUCGGUAAGACAACUCUGGCCAAGGGACUCUUCAACAGCCUUGUUGAUCAUUUUGAUAGACGCAGCUUCAUCUCAAAUGUUAGAGAAGUUGCAAACAAUGAAGAUGGUAUGGUUUCACUCCAGGGAAGAAUUCUUGGUGAUCUUUCCCCUGGAACUGAGAAUCCCAUCAAUGAUGUUAAUGCUGGUAUUUCUGCGAUCAAAAGAAUUGUAGAGGAAAAUCGAGUUCUGGUUUUUCUUGAUGAUGUUGAUGAUGUAAAACAGCUUGACUCAUUAAUUGGUAAGAGAGAAUGGUUUUCUAAAGGAAGCUGUGUUGUGAUUACUACACGGGACAGAGCCGUUUUACAGGAGAGGUAUGUUAAUGUGAAGUAUGAGGUGAAGGAAUUGAAAGAGUCUCAAGCACUGGAAUUGUUCUGUUACCAUUCCAUGAGAAGAAAGGUUCCUGCUGAUGGUUUUCUCAAUCUCUCUCAACAAAUUGUGUCUCUUACAGGAGGAUUGCCUCUGGCUUUGGAAGUUUUCGGCUCAUUCUUAUUCGAUAAGAGGACGAUUAACGAAUGGAAAGACACACUGUUGAAGCUUAAAGACAUUCGACCGGAUAAACUUCAAGGUGCUCUGAAGAUCAGCUUUGAUGCCUUGGAUGAACAAGACAAGUGUGUGUUCCUUGACAUUGCUUGCUUGUUUGUGCAAAUGGAAAUGAAGAGGGAUGAUGUGGUUGAUAUACUGAAUGGUUGUGGUUUUAGAGGGGAGAUUGCAAUAACGGUCUUAACUACAAAGUGUUUAAUUAAGAUCAUUAAGGAUGGUGUAGUGUGGAUGCAUGAUCAGGUUAGAGACAUGGGAAGGCAAAUUGUUCAAAAUCAAAGUAUUCUAGAUUGUGGUUCACGUAGCAGGUUAUGGGAUCGUCAUGAAAUCUUGGGUGUCUUGAAGAAUAAGAAGGGAACAAGAAAAGUUGAAGGUAUUGUACUUGAUUGUGUAAAGAGGAGUCUGGCUAAACCUAGAGACCGUACUGCUGAAGAGAUUACCUGGGACAAUUUUCGACAAAUGCCAGGUUACAAAACAGCAUCAACAUAUAUGAAGGCAAAGUAUAAGAACUAUGUGGAGCAUAGAGGAGAGAAAGCAAAAAAAUUUACACUUGAUACAAAGGACUUCCAACCUAUGGUUUCCUUAAGGUUGCUUCAAAUUAAUUAUUCAAGACUUGAAGGACAGGGCAAAUUUCUGCCUCAAGGAGUAAAGUGGUUACAAUGGAAACAAUGUCCUCUAAAGAACAUGUCUUCUUCCUAUUAUCCAUUGGAACUUGCCGUGCUUGAUCUCUCGGAAAGCAAGAUUGAAACACUGUGGGGAAAGCAUCAUAACAAGGUAGCUGAGUGCCUGAUGGUUUUAAACCUCUCCAGUUGCCACCAUUUAGUUGCAAUUCCGGAUUUAACUGGUUACCAUUGUCUAAAAAAGAUUGUAUUGGAGAACUGCACUGCUUUAACUAGGAUUCAUGAAUCAGUUGGAAAUUUAAGUACCCUGGUUCACUUGAACUUAGGCACAUGCUAUAACCUUGUUGAGUUACCUAGUGAUGUCUCUGGGUUGAAACAUCUCGAGGACUUGAUUCUUUCUGGAUGUUGGAAAUUGAAAGCAUUACCAAAGGACCUAAGCUGCUUGGUCUCUUUAAGAAAGCUUCUCAUUGAUGAGACUGCCAUAACUGUGUUACCUGAUUCCAUCUUCCACCUCACCAAACUGGAAAAGUUGAGUUGCAGUGGUUGCCGUCUUUUGAGAAGGAUACCCACCAGCAUUGGGAAACUCUGUUCUCUGCGAGAAUUAUCACUAAACCAUACAGCUUUGGAUGAAUUACCUGAUUCUAUUGGAUGUUUGCAGAAUCUUGAGAAACUUGGUUUGGUUGGGUGUAAGUCCCUCUCUAUUAUUCCAGAUUCUGUUGGGACACUAAUUUCAUUGACACAUUUGUUUUUGGAUGUCAGUGGAAUCAAAGAGUUGCCUGAUUCUAUUGGUUCUUUAUCAUAUCUAAGGCAAUUGUCUGUUAGUGGCUGCACUUCUCUUGGUGAAUUGCCUAUGUCAAUAAAGGCAUUAGUCUCUCUUGUUGAGCUUCAUUUAGAUAAGACACCAAUUACUAUUUUGCCUGAACAUAUAGGGGCCAUGAAAAUGCUACAAAAGCUUGAGAUGGCGAAUUGUAAAGAUCUCAAGUUUCUACCUGCAUCGAUCGGAGACAUGUCGGCCCUUACUGCCUUGGACAUGUAUAACACUAAUAUUACUGAAUUGCCAGAGUCAAUUGGAAUGUUGGAAAAUCUUAUUCAUUUAAGGAUAGACAUGUGCAAAGAGCUCAAAAGGCUUCCAAAAUCCUUGGGAAAUUUGAAAUCUCUAUGCUGGUUACAGAUGAAGGAAACAGCAGUUACACAGCUACCUGAUAGCUUUGGGAUGCUUUCAAGAUUGGUAAAAUUAGACAUGGAAAGAAGGUAUUACCUCAAUAUGGUUGAAGACAAGAAUACUGAAGAACCCAAUUCAGUCGGAAUCUUAAGAAGUUUUUGUAAACUAACCUUGUUGCAAGAGUUAAAUGCACAUGGAUGGAGAAUAGCUGGAAAAAUCCCAGAUGAUUUUGAAAAGUUGUCAUCACUAGAAACUCUAAAUUUAUGCCACAAUAAUAUUAUCAGCCUUCCAGCCAGCAUGAGAGGCCUUUCCUGUCUAAAAAAGCUUUUGUUGUCAAAUUGCACUCAGCUCAUUUUUCUGCCAUCUCUUCCCUCUAGCUUAGUAGAGGUCGAUGUUGCGAACUGUAUUGCAUUAGAGCGCAUAUCUGAUAUUUCAAACUUAGAUAACAUAGAGGAGUUGAACCUUACAAAUUGUGAAAAGCUGGAAGACAUACCAGGUAUUGAGCACUUAAAGUCCUUGAGAAGAUUGUACAUGAGUGGAUGCAUUGGAUGCUCCCAUGCUGCGAUGAGAAGAUUUUCCAAGGAUCUGCUUAAAAAUUUACGGAUUUUGAUUAUGCCUGGAAGCAAAGAUAUUCCAGAUUGGAUUUCAGGAGAAUCAAUUAUCUUUUCCAAGAGAAGGAACCGUGAGCUUAAAGGUAUUAUUUGUGCCGGUGUACUCUCUUUCGACGGUAUACCUGAAAACCAAAGAGAUGCCUUGCAGAUAGUGGAUGUUCAGGCAAAAGUCUUCAAUUUGACUGAUAAUGUAUAUAGCACUACGUUUCGCCUGUUAGGUGUACCUAGGACAAAUGAAGACCACAUCUUCUUGCACAGAUUUGGAGCUCAUACUUCAUUGGUUCACCAGUUGAAAGAUAAAUACACCUUGCAUUUGACAAAGCGGAAUGCACCCUUUGUUCAGGAAUUGAAGCUGAAGAACUGCGGAAUUCAUUUGGUCUUCGAAGGUGAUGAUGACUAUGAAGGAGAUGAAGAAUCACUAGAUGAAAGCCAAUAUUCGGUGUCACAAAAAUUAGCCAAGUUCUUCAACUCUUGUUAUUGCCCGAGAUCGCAUUUGCAUGUGAAUACAAGUACGUCAAAUGAACCACUUGAGAUCGGGAGGAGUAUAACAAGAAGCACAGUUCCAGACCCAUGGCUUCGUUCCAUCUUUUUUAGUGCGAUAUUUUUGUGUGCUUUGAGCUAUUUAUACUUAAGAUACCUCGAUUUUUGAAGAAUGUUGAAGAAUUCUUUCCAAUUUUGAUCUGCUUAUGGCAUAUCUUCUCAUGUUUUUUGAACCCUAGAUAUAUUGACUUGAAAAGAAAAGCAAACCUAAACAUUAAACACGUAUAUGAGGUACAUUCUUUGUCAAUGAUACAGU
Messenger RNA from Arachis stenosperma, 4434 nucleotides. Its product is annotated as disease resistance protein RPV1-like. The transcript is spliced from 5 exons. Bases 1 to 4287 code for a protein of 1428 amino acids. Lineage: Eukaryota; Viridiplantae; Streptophyta; Magnoliopsida; Fabales; Fabaceae. Gene Ontology annotation, molecular function: protein binding; ADP binding. Gene Ontology annotation, biological process: defense response; signal transduction. The record is from RefSeq and is a predicted model, not a curated record.